Geodia barretti is the source of this 306-nucleotide messenger RNA. The record is from the annotation of a GenBank genome assembly. NCBI's taxonomy places the organism in Eukaryota, Metazoa, Porifera, Demospongiae, Tetractinellida, Geodiidae.
AUGACAACCGCCGAAUCGAGCCGCCUCCGGCUCGUCAACCCCAAGGGCACCGAAUUGCCCCAAUCCGAGUUCCACAUGAACGACCGCUCCGGCGGCCUCGCCGGCAAGCGCCUCGGCCUCAUGGAAAACUCCAAGGCCAACGCCGACAAGCUCCUCCAUGAGCUCGGCGACAUCCUCAACGAGCGCCACGGCUUCUCCGAGAUCAAGUACUACGACAAAGGCCACGCCAGCCUGCCCGCCAAGCCGGACAUGAUCGACUCCAUCCUGAGUGAGGUCGACUACCUCAUCACCGGGGUUGGGGAUUGA